Molecule: messenger RNA, 1463 nt
Organism: Dama dama (fallow deer)
Lineage: Eukaryota; Metazoa; Chordata; Mammalia; Artiodactyla; Cervidae
Product: cytochrome P450 2B4-like
Exons: 9
Coding region: 54-1463 (469 amino acids)
Biological process (GO): xenobiotic metabolic process
Cellular component (GO): intracellular membrane-bounded organelle; cytoplasm
Molecular function (GO): oxidoreductase activity, acting on paired donors, with incorporation or reduction of molecular oxygen, reduced flavin or flavoprotein as one donor, and incorporation of one atom of oxygen; iron ion binding; heme binding
Source: RefSeq, a predicted model, not a curated record
GGCAGCCUGUAUACUGAAGCUUUUGGGCAGCCUGUAUACUGAAGCUCAGAGCUAUGUUCCUGUUUUGCUGGAGAAUUUGCAUGCUACGGGAGAAAUACGGGGAUGUCUUUACUGUCUACCUGGGGUCUCGGCCUGCCGUCAUCCUGUGGGGGUAUGAGGCGAUGAGGGAGGCCCUGGUGGAUCAGGCUGAGGCGUUCUCUGGCCGAGGGCACAUCGCCAUCCUUGACCCCGUCUUCCAGGGAACAGGUGUGGUCUUUGCCAAUGGAAAGUCAUGGAAGGUUCUACGGCGAUUCUCUGUGACCACCAUGAAAGACUUUGGGAUGGGGAAGCGGACUAUUGAGGAACGAAUCAAGAAGGAGGCUCAGUGUCUGGUGGAGGAGCUUCGGAAAUCCCAGGGGGCCUACCUGGAUCCUCAUUUCCUCUUUAACUCCAUCAGCGCCAACAUAAUCUGCUCCAUUGUCUUUGGUGAGCGCUUUAAUUACCAAGACCCUAGACUAUUACGGCUGCUACAUUUACUUAAUGAAAUCUUCAUCAUUCUCUGCUCCUUCUAUACCCAGGUGUUUGAAAUCUUCCCGGGCAUCUUGAAACACUUUCCUGGCACACACACCCGCUUGUACAGCAUGCUUCAAGAAGUGAAAGAUUUUAUCACUGAGAACGUGGAGAGGCACCAGAAGAUGCUGGAUCCCAGUGGCCCUAAGGACUUCAUUGAUUCCUUCCUGCUUCGCAUGGACAAGGAGCGCUCAGAUCCUGAGAGUGAGUUUCACCAGGAGAACCUCAUUCACACGGUGCUCUCACUGUUUUUUGCUGGUACAGAGACCUCCAGCUCCACACUCUGCUUUGGGUUUCUACUCCUCCUUAAGAACCCUGAUGUCUUAGAGAAAGUCCAGGCAGAAAUCGACAGAGUGAUUGGUGCACACCGUCUCCCAGCUCUGGAAGAUCGGCCAAAAAUGCCUUAUACAGAUGCCGUCAUCCACGAGAUUCAGAGAUUCAGUGACCUAGUCCCUGUUGGUGUCCCCCACUCUGUCAUCAAGGACACUCACUUCCGCGGAUAUUACCUCCCUAAGGGCAUUACCGUGUACCCCAUCCUGAGCUCUGCCCUCCAGGACCCACGCCACUUUGAGAAGCCAAAUGCCUUCUAUCCUGGCCACUUCCUGGAUGCACAGGGCAAAUUCAGGAGGCCGGAAGUCUUCAUCCCAUUCUCCAUGGGAAAACGCCUCUGUCUGGGAGAGAGCUUGGCCCGCUCAGAGCUCUUCCUCUUCUUGACCUCUCUGCUGCAGAACUUCUCCUUGGGGUCUCCCAAGGCUCCUGAAGACAUCGACCUCACGCCCAGGGAGAAUGGGCUGGGGAGAGUGCCCCCUGUGUUCCAGGUCCGCUUCCUGCCCCGCAGAGGAGGGGGAGGGCAAGAAGAGGCACAGAUGUCCUCUGAGUCCUUGCAUCCGGCCCCUAACUCUGUCCGGAAUUAA